Molecule: messenger RNA, 4342 nt
Organism: Corvus hawaiiensis (hawaiian crow)
Lineage: Eukaryota; Metazoa; Chordata; Aves; Passeriformes; Corvidae
Gene: STARD4
Product: StAR related lipid transfer domain containing 4
Exons: 5
Coding region: 262-885 (207 amino acids)
Biological process (GO): cholesterol transport involved in cholesterol storage; cholesterol import; intracellular cholesterol transport
Cellular component (GO): endoplasmic reticulum; cytosol
Molecular function (GO): cholesterol binding; cholesterol transfer activity
Source: RefSeq, a predicted model, not a curated record
CGCGCCUGUCCCGCGUUCCCGGCGGAUCCCGGGACGGGCCUGGGGCUGGGGUGGCGGCUGCUGGCCAUUGGCCUGAGCCCCUGGCAGCCGCUCGCUGCCACCCGAACCCAGCGGGGAGAUGUGCGUGUGUGCACGCAGCGGUGUUGUCUACAUCCUCCGUUCGGGUUUGGAAGAUCCGCGCUGUUUUUGGCAUCCCUGACCCCGUGCCUUGUUUUGCUGUCUGUCUGUGUGAUUAGGCAUCUUCUCGCAGGAGGGAAGCAAAUGGAUCCCCUGCCCAAUCCUGCGCCCCUGGCCUCGAAGCUGCGGAACACGCUGGUUCGGUACCACAGCAUCGGAGACGGCGAGUGGAGGGUGGCGAAGAAAACCAAAGAUGCAACGGUGUGGCGUAAACCGUCAGAGGAAUUCAGUGGAUACCUCUACAAAGCUCAAGGAGUGGUGGAAGAUGUUACUAACAGAAUAGUGGAUCAUAUUCGCCCUGGACCUUACAGGCUAGACUGGGACAGCCUAAUGACUUCAAUGGACAUCAUGGAAACAUUUGAAGAGAACUGCUGUGUGAUGCGCUAUACAACUGCCGGCCAGCUGUGGAACAUCAUAGCACCAAGGGAGUUUGUUGAUUUCUCUUACACCAUGAGCUAUGAAGAUGGGCUCCUAACAUGUGGUAUAAGCCUGGACUAUGGAGAGGUGAGACCGAAUUUUGUCCGUGGAUUCAAUCACCCUUGCGGUUGGUUCUGUGUCCCUCUCAAGGACUCUCCCGGCCACAGUCUUUUGACCGGCUACAUCCAGACUGAGCUGCGAGGGAUGCUACCACAGUCUGCAGUAGACACUGCCAUGUCUAGUACUCUGGCCAAUUUCUACUCUGACCUCAAAAAGGCACUCAAAACAUAGACAAACAGUGACCUAAAAGCCCGUGCAUUCCUUGCAAUCAGAUUAUAUUGUUUAGCUUAGCAUAGGUUACCUACUAAGUCAAGGUGGAGGUGAGUAGUUCCUGAAUGACACCCAAACCUUUAUGUUGAGGAUCCAAAUAACUUUACCAGGUGCUUUUUGAUGUGAUAAUUAGCAUACAUUCCCAGUGCACGGUGUGGUGCAAGAUGUUUUUUGCUGCUCAGCACUCUGCAGCUUUGUGAGGAAUAGCCUGAGUGUCUAAACUCCCAGCUUUCUCAGUAGAAAGCACAAGAUGCGUGUGUGGGCUUGAAAAAUGCGGUGUGAGCUCAGCUCUCUCCAGCAGUCUUGGAAGCUGAGUGCUCAGGAUUUUGAUGGUGCAGUUUGCUGUACAGGUAGCAUGUCAUUGAAGAUGUAAUUUUGUAAUAUAUAUAUAUUUAUAUUUACUUAAAUUUUUUUAUUUUUUUAAGUUUGUUCAGCUGCAUCUGUAAUUUGUUUUUAAAAUUUGCUUUGAUUUAUCAUAGGGAUAUUUUAUAGUUAAGUUGUUAAAUGAUACCAUUCAUGAGAAAGCUAUUCGCACUUGAGAGCAAAAAUAAGUGUUCGUUAUUGGCAUUUCUUUGAUGUUGUAACUUUAACUUAUUUACUUUUGUAUAUAACAGUCUCAGUGCGUAAAGAAAUGCCCUUACAGCUGAUCCAAAGCUCAGUUAGGUCUUCAGGUGUCUUUCCAUAGUUUUUUUUUUUUGUGGGCUUUUAAUCACACAGUUGUCAAAAUAGCAAACCUCCAAUGGAUCUUCAGAGAUACCCUGUAAUUCUAAGGAAUUUUUUACUUAAAUUUGCAUGUAAUGGGGGGGGGGGGGGGAGGAGGGAGGUGUUGUUGAGUUGGGUUUUUGGGGGGUUUUUUUCUGUGUAUGUUUCUUUAACUGAAAAUCCUGGAAUUACAAAAGCAACAGAAAGAGCCACUCGGGUGCUUCAGGGAUAGGUGUUGCUGGAGCUCCAAGAGAGCAGACUUGACAGUGUGCUGGUGCUGUGGAGUAUUCUGUGGUACUGUCCCUAGAUUGAUCUGUGCAAUAAAUCACAUCUUAAAACAUGAGCAACUGAAGGCCAAAACUCAAGCUGCAGAGUUGCUCAGAUCUGCUGAAGGAUACAGGGUCUUUUUUUAAGAGGCAGAUUUUAAGGGUAUUUGGCAACCUACUGAUUCUGACAGAUAUAUAGCAGGGGCAUUUGAAAAAUUACUCUCCUUCUGCUAGGAAUCUGAAUUCUCUCUAAAGUCUGAUGUUAAGCCUUUAAUGUUGGUAUGUGUCAUUUACUCAGGUGACAUUGUAGUAUCCCCAUGCUUUGCCAGUGCUCACAGUGGCAAGUUUAACUGUAUAGGAGUUAGGGAAAGUAUCUUGGAGCCCUGAUAUUGUGGAGCCAGUUGUAUACAAACAAUCAAGGGGCUGGUAAUGGACUCUCAGAAAAACAAAAAUUCAGAUGAAAGUCCCCUACAAUACUGGUUUUUUUGACACUGGCCACUGUAGCUGAACUCUGAAUAGCGAGGAGUUUCCUUUCUCAUUGCUCAAGCAGAGAGCUAGAAAAAAACAUAAUACCAAUUAUAGUGGGGACUUCUUCAACCUGCUUCAUGUUUUAAGGUAUUUAGUAUUAUUUAAGACUGUUAAAAACAAUGCAUCAAAGAGCCUUUAGUGUCUUCAUGGGCAGAAAAUGUUGCUCCUUGUUAGGUUUUCUGUAUUCUGCAGUUCCCUUUAAACCCCUCGGUUAGUCUUCCCAUUCUUUUUCUACCUUCCCUCGUGUCCACCAAAGUACUGGAAGCUCACAAGGUGGUCUUCUACCACCAAGGGCACCAAGGAAUUGCUGCCAGAAUCCUCUCCUUUCUAGUACUGGUACAGAGGCAAUUAUGAAAUCUCUGGCAGUGCUCCUCCGUGGGAUGAUGACAUGAUUGUAGAGGAACUGUUUGAAGUGUAGCCUAUUUAUUCCUCCCAGUUACAAAGAUUGCAUAUGCAGUGAAUCUGCAUAUUCAUGCCUUCUCUUUUUAGAGCUGCUGGGACUGACUAAUGGAGGGGUUGUGAUACAGAUGUACAUAGAGAAAAAUAUUCCCUCUAUAUGUAAAAAGCCCAGUUUAAAUCUGCACAGAGGCACUUCGGUGCUGGAGAAAUGGGUCAGAAGGAGCACAAGACACUUACUUGUUUGUGCAACACCAGGUGCUACAGAAAGAAUUGUUCCAAACACCCAUUGUAGGGGCUCUGACACAUAUAUAGUAUCUGUCCUUAUUUAGUAUCCAGUGAAAUGGCUUUUUCUGCUUUCAGUAAAGACAGGUGAAGCACAGAGCAGCUGAAAGAAGAACUUGAGCUAAAGUAAGAAAAUUGUUAGUGUAUUUUUGUAUAUUGAUACUUGUAAUAAAAAUUUAGUUCAGCUAUAGACUUAAUACAGAACUAGAAUAAAGAUGUCCAAUUUCAAAUGUAUUUGUUUGAACCUGAAAUUUAUAUUAUUUUUAUAUAGCUAUAGAUGGAGAGGAAAGAGGAACUGUUCUUUAACCAGAGUACAUCAGAACCAAGAAAGCCACAAUACCAGAGCCUCUUCUCCUACUGUUGCAUUCUUCUCUUCCUGAGUUAGUGGACAAUCUAGGUGGAGCCAAGAGAGUUAAAACAAGAAGGCAGUUGCAAGGACUAAGUGCAGGAAGCCAUGUUUUGCUUUUGGAGAAGAAGUAGGAGACAAAGUGAAUUGCUUAGUAUGGAUUUCUGUCACUUAGGAGUGUUUCAGUUUAACUGGAAUAUAGUUAUCCAAAAGUGACUUGUGAACAAAUUGCCCAAGAAUAGCAGAGAUCUGAUUUUGCUAGAGAAAUAGCGUGUAUGUAGAGACAUCAAAAAUAUUUUUAUAUGGGUAAUAUUUUUAAACAAAACCUUACUUUUUUAGAGUUUUGGGCAAUGUGACUCUUUGACACUUUAAUGGGGUAGUCUGUGUGUGUGUGGGAAAGGUGACUGAAGAUAUGACAAUUUUCAUGUUUGGGUUGUGUUCCUCAUCUAAAACCUGCAGCAUUAAACCUUGCCUGUAGAUAUGCAGAAGAUACAGAGAUGGGGUUAAGUUCAAUUUAGGGGCAGUCAAAGUACUCUACCACAGCUUGCUGGGAGGUGGACAAGUACUGCAGAAGGAUACUCUCUGCGCAGGCUCUGAUCUCAGAUUUUCUGAAUUUAUAAAUGUGAAACAUGACGAAGUUAAACACAGAGCAUAUAAUUCCUCCAGCAAUCAUAAGUAACUAGAACAGUUUUGAUGGUGUGACCUGGUGGCUCAACCUAGGAGGCUCACUGCUGUAAAAAUAGCCCUAAUUCUAGUGAAACCAGUCAAGUUGUGCCUGCAUACGGAAAGUCAAAAUUGUUUUAACAGUCGGUUUAACUUACCGUGUUCAGCAUUUAAGUGAUUGUAUUUGUAUUUUGAAUGCACCUGCAGAAUAAAUUAAAAUAAUGGAUUCCAA